AUGGAUGUUGAUUAUAUAAACUCUUCGUUUUCUACAUUGGACGAUCUAUCUAAUGCUUCUGAAAAAAUUGAAGAAUUGAAAAAAUUACAAACUCAUGUGAAAGAAAUUGCUGAAUCAAAAGCAGCAAACACGACACCAUCACCCACUUCCAGUAGUGAACAGGUGUUAACAACAAAACUAAAUCAAGAAAAAUUAGAACAAGCCAUCAGUCAAUUGACCACUGAUAUUUUGCAAUUAGAAAACGUUGAUGAUGAGAAUGUUGUUGAUAUACUUCAACUUAUCAUUGAAGAUCAUGGGGAUUUGCCGAUUUUAAUCGACUUGAAAGGUCAAUAUGAAAUCAAAUUGGAAACAGUAAAAACCAUUGAAAAGUUGAAACAAUGGAAAUCAAUCCAAGAAAAAUUAAACCAAAAGUUGACAUUAUAUGAGUUGAAAGAACUUUAUGAUCAAAUUUCUAGUCUUGAUGAAACAAAUGAAGACUUGGUGAUACAAUUAAAUACUGAACUUGAAUUGCGUAAAUCAGAAUUGGAAUCUGGAUUUAAAGUCACAUUGAAGGAAAGCAAAUGGUUAUCAGAUAAAAGUAUUUCCAAUCAAGCCUUGACAUCUAUAUCUACACAAUUCCAAGAUUUGAUCAUACUACAAUCAAUCAAUGCAUCUCCAAUUUACCCAAACACUUGGUGGGGGUUGGAAUUGCUUUUAGAACCCAUUAUCACUAGGUUUAAUUACCACUUUAACAGUGCAAACAAGGAGACUAAUAAAUUAUCCAAACCGGAAUGGGCAUUUGAUUUUUUGGAGUCUUUCUUAACAGAAAACUUGCCCUUGUUGCAAAUCAUAGUGGACGAUACCUUUAGACCAUUGCAGAAAAUUGGUGUCUACGAGAUCAUCACUUGUUUGUUAAAUCCAUUAAGAAACAAAGUUGAGAAAAUGGUUGAGUUGAUUGAUGACCGAGUAUCAGCUACAAGUGGCACUUCUUCUCUUGAAAAAAAUGGAAGGUUGUUGUCUCAUUUGAUUUUUGAGUUGUCUGCAUUUGAUCAAAGAAUCAAGGAAAAAUACAAGUACAAUCCAUAUAUUGAAGAGUUUGACAAAGUUCCACAAGAGAAAUGGUUGGGUAUAACGAGUGAUAUUUUACUUAACGAUCAAAACCAUGCAGUUAAAAAUUGGUUGGAUUUUGAAAGUCAAUUAGCGGUCAAGAGAUUUGAAAAUGAAAUCAUCAAUACCAAGGAUUCGUUCAGAAUCGAUUACGAUUAUCAAGGUAGUAAUCACGAAGUAAGCUUGCAUAUUCUAAGACCUACUUAUUCUGCUUAUGGUUUGGUUAAGUUGAUUAACAAUUUAAAUUCUCAUUUCCAGACAUUGAGUAUUGUUAAAUAUCAAUUACAAUAUGUUUCACGUAUUCAAUUGAGUUUAAUUGAUCGAUAUUUAGAAGUUGUCAAUGAACAAUACAAGAGUUUCAGUGAGAAAUACAGUUUGAAGAACAUGAUGAAUAUGAUUCCUGGAAGUAUGACAGACGAUACCUCCAAAGGUGCAAAUAAUUCGGAGCAUUUGGUGAAUGGAUUAACUAUGUUGACAGAAAUUUUUUGCUCAGUAAAAUUUAUUAGUAAUGCCUUGGGAACAUGGAGUGAUCAAUUACUUUUUAUUCGAUUAUGGAAAACAUAUACUGGAUUAACUCUGGAAAUCACCGAAGAUAAGAGUAUUUUUGAUGCAGCAAUUGCACAGUACGAUGAGUUGUUGAAUAAAGUGUAUAAAAGUUUUGAAGAAUUUUUCAGAAGCGAGAUUAAGCAGUUGCUUAAAGUCUAUGUUAACUCAAGUCAGUGGGAAUUGAGUGGUGAUGGUAACUCGGAACCAUCAUCACAUUUAUCAUCUUUGGUUAAUACUUUACCAGAAUAUUUGACUAUUUUACAUAAAAGCUUGUCGAAUUUGGACUAUUUUAUUAUUACCGACAAAAUUGUUUCUAUUUUAUGUGAUAUUCUAUUUGAAUAUGUUAUAAUUAAUAAUGAAUUUAAUAGACUGGGAAUCGACCAGUUGAUACUUGAUUUUGAGUAUAUCAUCAAGAUCUUACAACAUCAUUUGCAUUUUAAUACUGGCGAAGGGGCUGAUUACUCAAACGAUCUCAACCCAGAUUAUAUAAAAAUUGCUCAGGCUAUUGAUUUGAUGGAUUCUGUUGAUGAAGAAACUGUGAGAAAAUACAAAGUGAGGGAAAAGAAGCUAGAUACUGUAUUUUUAAAUGAGUUGAGAUUGAAGUAUCAACACGAAUUGAAAGAGUUGAACUAUCAUGACAUUAGUAAUAUAUUAAACAGGAUCAAUAACACGUCUUAA
Molecule: messenger RNA, 2310 nt
Organism: Candida tropicalis MYA-3404
Lineage: Eukaryota; Fungi; Ascomycota; Pichiomycetes; Serinales; Debaryomycetaceae
Gene: TIP20
Product: Tip20p
Exons: 1
Coding region: 1-2310 (769 amino acids)
Biological process (GO): retrograde vesicle-mediated transport, Golgi to endoplasmic reticulum; regulation of ER to Golgi vesicle-mediated transport; endoplasmic reticulum to Golgi vesicle-mediated transport
Cellular component (GO): Dsl1/NZR complex
Source: RefSeq, a predicted model, not a curated record